Messenger RNA from Helianthus annuus (common sunflower), 932 nucleotides. Its product is annotated as PHD finger protein ALFIN-LIKE 1. Lineage: Eukaryota; Viridiplantae; Streptophyta; Magnoliopsida; Asterales; Asteraceae. Gene Ontology annotation, molecular function: transcription coregulator activity; histone binding; transcription cis-regulatory region binding. The transcript is spliced from 5 exons. The coding region runs from base 1 to 771 and encodes 256 amino acids. Gene Ontology annotation, cellular component: nucleus. The record is from RefSeq and is a predicted model, not a curated record. Gene Ontology annotation, biological process: regulation of DNA-templated transcription.
AUGGAAGCCGCUUCUGGUUCUUCGUCCUCUCGGAAUCCUACUACAAUUGAAGAGAUCUUCAGAGAUUACAAAGGCCGUCAUGCUGGUUUGGUUCGCGCGUUAACCCAUGAUGUUGAUACAUUCUUUGCUCAUUGUGAUCCAGACAAAGACAAUCUAUGUUUAUAUGGAUAUCCAAAUGGAAGUUGGGAAGUGACUCUUCCAACAGAGAAUGUCCCGUCAGAUAUUCCCGACCCACCACUUGGAAUCAACUUUGCAAGAGAUGACAUGGACCGAAAAGAUUGGCUCUUCGCGGUUGCAAUCCACAGUGACUCGUGGUUGAUUUCUAUGGCUUUCUUUUAUGCCUCAUGGUUGUCGCUAAAUGCAGCUGAUAGGGAUCGUUUGUUUACCUUGAUCAACGAUCUGCCCACGGUGUAUGAGGCUGUAAGAGAAUGGUUAGCUGUACAAGACAAAAGUAGUGAAGUUAGCGGAAGCAAAUCUAGGAUACCCCUAAAGAGAUCAAGGGAUGGGCAGAGUAAAAGUACCUCAAAUAUGUUAGAAGAGAGUGACGCGGAGAAUGAAGAAGAGCACAAGGUGACACUAUGUGGCAGCUGUGGUGAAGCCUACUACAACGGGGAUGAGUUCUGGAUCGCGUGUGACUUCUGUCAGUUAUGGUAUCAUGGCAAGUGUGUGAGUGUCACACCCACAAUGGCCGAGAAGAUAGACACGUACAAAUGUCCUUUCUGUACCCAGAAACGAACCAAACAAUAUUCUGCAGUAACUGGCUGGAUUUAGCAUACUACCACCAGUUUGACAAAGGAGCCAUAACCUGGAUAAGAGGUAUAGAUUACAUUAAGGUUAUGCUCAUUUGCAGAUUUUGGAGAACAAAUAAACAGUUUUUAAUCUGAUAUUGAUAAAAGUUUACUUUCAUUACAUGUAAAUAUACAAUUUCAUUU